AUGAUUACUAGGAGGAGAGUUCUGGGGAUAUCAAUGAUGACUUAUUCUGAAUCACGCGGUCACAAUUUUACGCUCAAUGCAACAUUUGAUGACGUUGAGUUUGACAAAUAUGAUGGACUAAUAAUACCAGGAGGACGGGCUCCUGAAUAUCUUGCUAUGGAUGCAUCGGUUGUAGGGUUGGUGAGAAAAUUUUCCGAUUCUAGAAAGCCAAUUGCUGCUAUUUGCCAUGGGCAGUUGGUCUUAGCAGCUGCUGGAGCUGUUAAAGGUCGAAAGUGUACUGCGUUCCCAACUCUGGGACCUGUACUCGCUGCUGCAGGCGCUUACUGGGUAGAACCUAAGACCAUGUCGGGUUGUGCUGUUGAUGAUAAUCUAGUUACUGGGGCUACAUUUGAAGGUCAUCCUGAGUUCAUUGGGCUUUUUGUGAACGCACUGGGGGGUAACAUAACUGGCUCAGAUAAGAGGAUCCUGUUUCUCUGUGGAGAUUUCAUGGAAGAUUAUGAGAUAACUGUGCCUUUUCAAUCCCUUCAAGCUCUAGGAUGCCAUGUUGAUGGAGUUUGCCCCAAGAAAAAAGCUGGUGAUAUUUGCACAACUGCUGUCCAUGAUUUUGAAGGUGAUCAAACCUACAGUGAGAAGCCAGGCCACAAUUUCACUUUAACAGCUGAUUUUGAUACUAUUGAUGUCUCAAGUUACGAUGCUCUUGUAAUCCCUGGAGGUCGAGCUCCAGAAUAUUUGGCAUUGGAUGAGAAAGUUAUUAAAAUAGUGAAGCAAAUCGUGGAAGCUGGGAAACCAGUUGCAUCCAUCUGCCAUGGGCAACAGAUUUUAGCUGCUGCUGGUGUUCUGCAGAAAUGCACUGCAUACCCAGCAGUGAAGCUUAAUGUGGUUUUGUCGGGAGCAACAUGGCUGGAACCUGAUCCAAUAGAUCGUUGCUUCACUGAUGGAAAUUUGGUUACAGGAGCAGCGUGGCCAGGCCACCCGGAGUUCAUUUCGCAACUGAUGGCAUUGCUUGAUGUUCGAGUAUCAUUCUAG
Prunus mume (Japanese apricot) is the source of this 1026-nucleotide messenger RNA. NCBI's taxonomy places the organism in Eukaryota, Viridiplantae, Streptophyta, Magnoliopsida, Rosales, Rosaceae. The record is from RefSeq and is a predicted model, not a curated record.